CUCAUAUUACACUAUUAUUGCUGCUUUAUUGUACACAUCUGGGAGGAGAAGAUGCUUCAACCAUCCUACAUCCCUUUCCUCGUAGCAGGCAUGCUCUUAACAGGAUGCUCCAAUUCCCUCCUCAGCAAAUGGCAGGAUAUGAUCUGCGUCGAAGGAUGCACUCCUGCGGAUAACAGGCCAAUGGUUCUCUUCGAGCAGCCCGUAUGGCAAACACUGCAGAUGUUCGUCGGGGAGAUGCUAUGUUUCCUUCCCGUUCUCGCGCAGUACCUGCUUUCGAGGAGACAUAUUAGGCUGGAAGAGUCCGGACUGCCGGAGGAGGUGGAUGGGCAGGAGGUCGCCCAGAACGGGAAUGUGGAUGCAGAUGCGGAUGGGGUCAGGGUGGAGAAAGCGAAGCCUAUGACGGGGUGGACGCUAUGCUUGCUUUUCUUUCCCGCGUUUUUCGAUAUCUGCGGAACGACUUUGAUGAAUGUCGGCUUGCUGUACACGCCAGUAUCGAUCUACCAAAUGACGCGGGGUGCGCUCGUCCUCUGGGUAGGCCUAUUCAGCGUCCUCUUCCUCCGCCGCCGGUUGUGGAUCUACCAAUGGCUCGCGCUAAUGACAGUCAUGGGCGGGGUGUGCGUCGUUGGCGUCGCGGGUAGUCUGGCCAAGGAGAGGGGUAUCAUACCGCAAAAGCCUGAGGAAGUGGGCGAGGCCAUCAGGGUCGUAGCGCGGUGGUUGGUCAAGGUUCGCGCGGAGAGGGAGGAGAAGCCCGCUACAGCUGUAGCGGUUGGAGUGCUCUUUGUGCUCUUUGCGCAGAUCUUCACCGCAUGCCAGUUCGUCGUAGAAGAGAAGAUAAUGGAGCGAUAUUCCGUCGGUCCUCUACUCGCAGUCGGGAUGGAAGGGCUCUUCGGCACACUGACGACUCUAGCUGCUAUGCCCAUUCUCUCCCUGUUCGCCUCCCAUUCCCCCUUUUUCGACUUCCCGCGUGGGUGGGACCAGAUCAUCCAUUCCCAGCCGGUGAUACGGGGCAGCGUCGCGAUCGCGCUGAGUAUUGCGCUAUUUAACUUUUUCGGGUUGAGCGUGACAAGGCACGUGAGCGCUACGGCGAGGAGUACGACGGAUACGUGCCGUACUCUGGGGAUCUGGCUUGUCUCCCUCGGCCUUGGGUGGGAACACCUAACGUACCCAUGGUCGAUCCUCCAAGUAACAGGCUUCGCUCUGCUGGUAUACGGCACCUUCCUAUUCAACAACCUCGUUUCCCCGCCAUCCUUCCUCCGGCCGCAUACCGUCGUCCCACCUAUCGAAGGUGCAGAAGAAGCGCUAGGAGAAGAGGAGAGAGAGGAAGAGAGAGGGCUGUUGAGCGAGCAAGUGUUGAGGGAUACUGCUGCGCUCCCUGCGGAUCUUGGCCAGGGGGGAUUUGAUGUUGAGCCUGCUCCACGUUCCCCGUCUGUGCACGUGAGGACUGAGUAGUGUCGUACGGUACUCUUUGCCAUUGGAUGGUGUUUAGCUAGGAAUGGACAAGCA
Molecule: messenger RNA, 1503 nt
Organism: Dacryopinax primogenitus
Lineage: Eukaryota; Fungi; Basidiomycota; Dacrymycetes; Dacrymycetales; Dacrymycetaceae
Exons: 5
Coding region: 52-1449 (465 amino acids)
Biological process (GO): pyrimidine nucleotide-sugar transmembrane transport
Cellular component (GO): Golgi membrane; intracellular membrane-bounded organelle
Molecular function (GO): pyrimidine nucleotide-sugar transmembrane transporter activity
Source: RefSeq, a predicted model, not a curated record